AUGUAUCGGAAGCUUCAGUCUGUCAACGAGAGGACCUCGGCCCAAGGGAUCACGAUUCACGACCUGGUGGAGCGACUCGGGCACCUUGAGGAGCAGCUGGACUUGGCUCGCGCUCACCCCCGUCUUCCUGUUGAGCGCUCCGCUUCCUGGGAUCGUGAAGUGGAUCGGGCCAUCCUCGUCAUCAAUUCGAAGGAGGAGGUGCCGUUCUCUGGCGUCGAGGGCGCGAUUGGCUCUUGGCUUCGCUUGUCACGUCGAUUCAUGUUCCGCUUCAAGGGCGAUCUGGACGCCACAGUUGAGCACCGUGUUCGUCAUGCGUUCAGCGCCCUUCGAGAUGACCGAGGCACCUGGCAGCGUUUCUCGGUGGACCUUCCCCUCGGGCGCACCGUUCAGCUCUUCGUCGGUCUCGAUGAGAAACGGCAUGCCCAGGCACGAGAGAUGGCGGUCAAGCGUGCGGUGCGUGCUCUCUCGGAACAUCUUGGUGUGCGAGUAUUUGUGGACCGGGAUGCGGGCAUCAUCGGCCAUCAGUGGGGGCCCCUCGUGUCGCUGCAGAUGGAUCCUGUUGAGGCACCCCCGCAUGCGCUGGAGCAGUGCGAAACUGGCCGGUUUGCGCAUGGACAAGGCCCCCCUGGACGUCCUGGUCAAAAACCAUUUCCAGCGUCGUUCGGUCGAGUGGGAUGGGCAACGCGUUCACGGGCUCGCACGAGGUGCGCUUCGCGUCGUGGAGCUGCUUCUCCCUCUGCCACCUCUCCCAAGGUCUUCCUGGUGCUGAAAUCGGCGGCGGUAUUGCCACCUUCUUUCCUGAGCACGUGUCCCAUGCAUUCGAGACUCGUCGCGUCGGUGAAGUCCGUGGACGGGUGCUGGCGUCGGCUUGUCGCCAUCGCAAGUCUGGCCUCACUUUCCUGCGCUGGAGUGCCCAUCAUCAUGGCGUUGCUCACUCUGAUCUUCUUCGGCCCCGUAACUUGGCACGUGCCCAGCGGCAGUCUGUCCUCCACGACCCGAUGCGUUUCGCUCAGACCUUCACCGGGGACUUCAAUAUCUCCGACGCGCGGGCGGUUCGCUCGACGGCUGUUCCUGGCGCGGCCCCCCCCCCCCGAACCGCUCGCGCCGGCCAACCCCGUCGGCUUCUACGGCCCCGUCGUCUUCCCCGUCGGCCACUACAGCUUCGGCUAG
Messenger RNA from Prorocentrum cordatum, 1170 nucleotides. Lineage: Eukaryota; Dinophyceae; Prorocentrales; Prorocentraceae. The record is from the annotation of a GenBank genome assembly.